AUGGCAAUGUUGUUUAGAUCAAACGGGAAGAAAAGGAAUGGCUUGAACCUCAAGACAAUAAUGGUACAAAUGUUACAAAAGAGUUUUUUACCAGAUCAUCAGAGGUCAUCCCUGAAUGAUUUUGACGAGUUCGAGAACUCCAAGGAUGUGUCUAAUGACGUUAAAGAAGGGCAUUUCGCGGUGAUGGCAGUGGACAAUGAGAAGCUCAAGAGAUUCAUUGUUCUUCUAAGUUGUUUAACGCACCCUUCAUUCUUAUGGCUAUUGGAAAAAGCUGCUGAGGAGUAUGGGUUCGAAAAUGAAGGCGCACUCAUUCUUCCUUGCAGGCCAAUUGAGCUGGAGAGGAUUCUUACCAAGCAAUAUAUUGGAAAAGCAUAUUGGAGUUCUUCUACAACUCAAGAGCUUUUAUGUUCAAAUUAA
Molecule: messenger RNA, 417 nt
Organism: Ipomoea nil (Japanese morning glory)
Lineage: Eukaryota; Viridiplantae; Streptophyta; Magnoliopsida; Solanales; Convolvulaceae
Product: auxin-responsive protein SAUR50-like
Exons: 1
Coding region: 1-417 (138 amino acids)
Biological process (GO): response to auxin
Source: RefSeq, a predicted model, not a curated record